CGGUGUCUGAUGACGUGUUGCCUGGGAAGCGCGGGCGGAAAGGCCCGCGCCGGGCGAAGGUGAAGUUCGCUCCCGGUAUCCUCCCCCUGAGCCGGGUCCUUUCCGAAGGAGGAAACAAGUUGAAAGUGGGGGGGGUCGAGUGCCGUUCCACGGGGAAGCGUCGCCUCCGCUCAGCGGUGCACACACAAUGGACUCAGUACCUGCCACUGUGCCUUCUGUCACCGCUUCCCCGGGGGACGCGGAUCUUCUGGGACCCCUGUCGGUUCUCUACGCAGCCCUCUUAGCCAAGCUACUGGAGCUAGUUGCUACAUUGCCUGAUGAGGUUCAGCCUGGGCCUGAUUUUUAUGGAUUGCCAUGGAAGCCUGUACUUAUUACUGCCUUCUUGGGAAUUGUUUCAUUUGCCAUUUUCUUCUGGAGAACUAUUCUUGUUGUAAAGAAUAGAGUAUAUCAAGUCACUGAACAGCAAAUUUCUGAGAAGUUGAAGAAUAUCAUGAAAGAAAAUGCAGAACUUGUACAAAAAUUAUCAAAUUAUGAACAAAAGAUCAAGGAAUCAAAGAAACAUGUUCAAGAAACCAAGAAACAAAAUACGAUUCUCUCUGAUGAAGCAGUUAAAUUUAAGGAUAAAAUCAAGAAACUUGAGGAAACUAAUGAACUUCUAGAUGAUACAGCUCAAAGUCUGCGUGUCAUGUUAGAAUCAGAGAGAGAACAGAAUGCUAAGAAACAGGACUUGAUACUGGAAAACAAGAAAUCUAUAGAGAAGUUAAAGGAUAUUAUCUCAGUGAAUGCUUCAGAAUUUUCAGAGGUUCAGAUUGCUCUUAAUGAAGCUAAACUUAGUGAAGAGAAGGUGAAGUCUCAAUGCCAUCGAGUUCAGGAAGAAAAUGCUAGGCUUAAGAAGAAGAAACAGCAGCUGCAGCAGGAAAUCAAAGACUGGAGUAAAUCCCAUUCUGAGCUCAGCGAGCAAAUCAAAUCAUUUGAGAAGUCUCAGAAAGAUUUGGAAGUAGUUCUUACUCACAAAGAUGAUAAUAUUAGUGCUCUGACUAAUUGCAUUACACAGUUGAAUCGGUUAGAUUGUGAAUCUGAAUCUGCAGGUCAGAGCAAAGAAGGAAAUGAGUCAGAUGAAUUAGCAAAUGGAGAAGUAGGAGGUGACCAGAAUGAGAAGAUGAAAAAUCAGAUCAAGCAGAUGAUGGACAUUUCUCGGACACAAACUGCAAUAUCAGUAGUUGAAGAGGAUCUAAAACUUUUACAGUUUAAGCUUAGAGCCUCGAUGUCCACUAAAUGUAACCUGGAAGACCAAAUAAAGAAAUUAGAAGAUGAUCGCAAUUCACUGCAGUCUGCCAAAGCUGGGCUGGAAGAUGAGUGCAGAACCCUGAGGCAGAAAGUGGAAAUUCUGAAUGAGCUCUAUCAGCAGAAGGAGAUGGCUCUCCAAAAGAAGCUGAGUCAAGAAGAGUAUGAGCGGCAAGAAAGAGAGCAGCGGCUGUCAGCGGCGGAUGAGAAGGUGGUCUUGGCUGCGGAGGAGGUGCAGACCUACAGGCGGAGAAUUGAAGAAAUGGAGGAUGAAUUACAGAAGACAGAGCGCUCAUUUAAAAGCCAGAUUGCUACUCAUGAGAAGAAAGCUCAUGAUAACUGGCUCAAGGCUCGUGCUGCAGAAAGAGCUAUAGCUGAAGAGAAAAGAGAAGCUGCCAACUUGAGACACAAAUUAUUGGAAAUAACCCAAAAGAUGGCAAUGCUGCAAGAAGAACCAGUGAUUGUAAAACCAAGACCAGGAAGACCCAACACCCAAAACCCUCCAUGGAGAGGUCCUCUGAGCCAGAACGGCUCCUUCGGCCCGUCUCCUGUGAGUGCUGGCGAAUGCUCCCCCCCGCUGCCAGCAGACCCUCCUGCGAGACCUCCGUCUGCUACGCUCCAUCGGAGAGAGAUGCCAAGAAGUGAAUUUGCAGAUCCAGGAUCGGGUGCAGCUCCUGCAGGGAACAGCAGCUCGAGAAGCUCUUCCCCCGCUAAGGUGGUGGAUGAUGGCAAGCAAACUGUUUCCCAAGAGCCUGAAGGGCCUGCAGCUCCCAGCAAUCCAUCUGUGGCUGAGCAUCCAGUGGCAGCUAAUAUGGCAGCAAAAGGGCCCCCUCCUUUCCCAGGGGUGCCCCUCAUGAGCUCCCCCAUGGGAGGGUCUCUACCACUACCACCGUCCAUCCGAUACGGACCACCUCCUCAACUCUGCGGGCCUUUCGGGCCUCGGCCACUUCCUCCACCGUUCGGUCCUGGUUUGCGCCCACCACUAGGCUUAAGAGAAUAUGCACCGGGCAUUCCACCUGGGAAACGGGACCUGCCCCAUGACCCUCGAGAAUUUUUACCAGGACACACACCUUUUAGACCUCUAGGCUCUCACGGCCCAAGAGAGUACUUUAUUCCUGGUACCCGAGGACCACCUCCAACCCAUGGCCCCCAGGAUCAUCCACCUUCACCUGUUGCAAAAGACGUACUGCCUUCUGGCUCUAGAGAUGAGCCCCCAGCUGCUGCUCGCGGCAGCAGCCAGGACUGCUCACCGGCUUUCAAGCAGAGCCCGUAACUGUGACUCUGACGUUAGUCUGAGACGAAGGAGACUGCACUGUUCAUUACAGUAACGGAUUUCAUUGGCUUCAACAUCCAAAAGUUUAUUUUAAGAGGUUUGUUUUUAGAAAUAGCUGCUCUGGCAGUGUGCAUUUUUUGAGCCAAUUAAAAAAUACCAUUUUCUCUCCCAAAUAAAAAUCACCUUGUAAGCUAGAGCCUCCUUACAACUUUGAAAUGUGCAAUAAAUAAAUACCUGUGUUUUAGUUAAUGUAGCAUAUGUAACUACUAAAUGAUUUAGAAUGUCAUGAAAAAUACAAACAUUUCCUGUGGAAAUGCUAUAAGAACAUGUAUUUCCAUUUAUUCUAUUUUUAAUAUACAACAGUUGAAUACAGAGCAAGAGUGUUUAUGAGCUUGUGUGGUUUUUUAAAAAUAAUUGAUCAUAAAGACUUAUGCUAAAAAUGUUUACUAAAAUAUCACUAAACUAUCUCCCCUCUUGCUGAAAUUCUUUGUAGUAACAGAUCAUAAAACUUUGGUUAUUAAUAUUUUCCAAGUGUCCGUCGAUUCAUUGGAUUUUUCUCCUAAGAUGUGCCAUUUCGGAAACACGUAAUCUCAUGCUUCCAGAACUGAAAAUGGUGACUUGGCAGCACAUGGCCUUUUGCUCACUGCUUGAGAGGUUCAACCCUAGUCACCUGGGAAUGCCACAACUGAUGUCUUCCUUUUCCUGCAAAAGUCAGUGGGCCCGUUUGUACAGCAUUCGCAUGCUUGCUUGGGACUUUCAUUGCCUCGUGGAGAAUAGUUUCUUGAGUAUGAGUUUGUAUUAAUAGCAAGAGUUGUUUGACCUGAUGUUCUGUUGUUUUACCAUUCCUGCAUUAAAGGGUACGUAACAGAAAAUUGAAGAUGUACUGUGACCAGAAAAGGCAAUUUCUUUUUAAAAAUGUACAGUCUGUUACCCUCAUACCUAGCCACUAAUUUUCAAAGAAUAUGGCAGAAAAGAUCAGAAGAGUAUAAUACUGUUGAGAAUUAUUUGGAUUGUGAGGCUUGUAACAUGCCUUAGUUCAGCAACCAGGGGCUGAACUGUUCUUUUUGCUUGAUACUACUUCAAAAUUCGUAUUUGAACAUUUGCUGAUUUUUAAAAUAUAAGCACCAA
Molecule: messenger RNA, 3685 nt
Organism: Manis javanica (Malayan pangolin)
Lineage: Eukaryota; Metazoa; Chordata; Mammalia; Pholidota; Manidae
Gene: MIA3
Product: MIA SH3 domain ER export factor 3
Biological process (GO): endoplasmic reticulum to Golgi vesicle-mediated transport; vesicle cargo loading; protein secretion
Cellular component (GO): endoplasmic reticulum membrane; endoplasmic reticulum exit site
Molecular function (GO): protein binding
Source: RefSeq, a predicted model, not a curated record